AUGAUGGAACCUUGGCGUCCGCCGAGGGAAAUCUCUCUUCCCGAAGUCACCAUCUCUGCUUUCGCUGAGACGGGCCAGGUGGAAUCGUCGAUCAUUGUUCCAUUGCAACGAACGUACAUCGGUAGAAAGCCCGUGAUAUCAUCCCGCCUUGCCGACACUCCAUGUGCUACCCUCGGCAUUCAAGGCCUCUUGGAUCAACUCAACGCCACACUCGGAACGUCACACACCCUUGACACUCCAUUCCUAUCCUCCCUUCUUAAAGACUGUAUUACAAACAACUAUGACUUUGGCAUGGCAUAUGGGCGCCUCCGCCGGAUAUGGUACACCCGCAACUGGGGCACUAUACGAGGCACAUUGCGCAAAUGGGAAAAGGAGGACCGGGAGAUCAAUCGGGUGGUGCCAUCAUGGAACAUGGGCAUCUCUGUUAAUGACCCCCCUCAUAAGUGGAUUCGGCCAAUAUCUCAUGCAUGGGUGGAUGAGAAGAAUCGUGUCAAUGUGCAGACACCCAUCAAUGGAUAUGAAUGGCCUGUUCCCAUCCCAAAAGAUGCCAACCUCAAGCUUAUUCGUAUUGAGAUGCUCAAUCUUGGAGUGGAGUAUACAUGGUUAGAUGUUCUCUGUUUGAGACAGAAGGGGGGACAGAGGGAGGUUAUGCGCAUAGAAGAGUGGAAACUAGAUGUUCCCACCAUUGGAGCAGUGUAUCAAUGUUCUGCCAAGUAUUCAGUGGUGGUGUGUUACUUGAGUGGGCUGGGUCAGCCUUUGAGUUUGAAGGAGGGUGACUUGGACAGUGAUCGGUGUUGGUUUAGACGUGCAUGGACACUGCAGGAGGUUGGCUUCAGAAGAGAGAUUGCUGGGGACACACUGGAUGGACCAAUGCAUCCCAAGUAUAAGGAUGGGAAGUAUGAGACUGCACUACUGACCAGGUUUCACAAACAGCUGCAGUCUAUGGAUUCCAUUUUGCAGGGUACAUUUGUGGCCCUGGAGAGUAUGCAGAAUCGGGUGUCGACCAAUCCACUGGACAAAGUUGCAGGACUAGCAUUUAUUAUGUGGUCCCAUACAAUACCAGCAUAUGAUGAGAGCCAGUCUCUUGAAGAGGCAUGGACAGCACUAGUGAAUUCAAUGAAUGUGAGGCUUCGGGGGCAGUUGUUUUUCUUGUAUCCUGAACCAGGAAAUGCAGGCACAAAAUGGAGACCAUCAUGGGAUCAGGUUAUGACAAAGCCUCUGCUUGCAAAUGCUGGCCCCAGUAUUUACAUUGGCCUUGACCCUGACAUUGAUCCUGGCCCUCAGGUUGAACUUGACCCCUGA
Messenger RNA from Desarmillaria tabescens, 1302 nucleotides. RefSeq lists its product as uncharacterized. Lineage: Eukaryota; Fungi; Basidiomycota; Agaricomycetes; Agaricales; Physalacriaceae. Bases 1 to 1302 code for a protein of 433 amino acids. The record is from RefSeq and is a predicted model, not a curated record. The transcript has 3 exons.